Molecule: messenger RNA, 8799 nt
Organism: Paramecium tetraurelia
Lineage: Eukaryota; Ciliophora; Oligohymenophorea; Peniculida; Parameciidae
Exons: 7
Source: RefSeq, a predicted model, not a curated record
AUGAAAUAUUUCGAAUACUUUAGAGCGUUAAUCAUCAUUAUAGUUUCAUUUUGUUCGUUGGCUUAAAAUGUCAAAUAAACUUUAUAAUUAUUAGACGAAUAUGACCCUUAUUAAAAAUUAGUGACUCAAGUUUAAAAUACAAGAACAGGGUAUGGAAUUUGGUUUAAAUUUAUUGCCUUUAAAAGGAUCUUCUCAACUCAUUUAUUAACUGAAGGUUUAGAUUCAAAUGAAGAAGUUAAGGGAUAUAUAAUUUGUUUGUCUUAAGGGGAUUAAUUUGAAAUUUUAUUAUACUUUAUGGAAGAUUUCAAUAAUAACCUGAUAAAUUUAAAAUUCAUUAUAAAUACAAAUCAGGAGUAAUUGAUUAAUUAUAAAUAUUAUGAUUUUGAAGGCAUUUGGAUCUAUGCUGCAGUUGCAUUAGAUCCUAUUCAAAGCUCAAUCGAAGUUUACUUAUAUAAUGAAUAAGCUUUCAAUAAUUUCAUUUACAAUAAGUUUCAAUUAACAACCUAAAUUCCUUAAGUGGUCAACAGUUUUUUGGGAGGAUAUGGAAGAGUAUAAAACAUGAAUUUGCUACCCUUUACAGCAAAAUAAUCCGAAUUUCAAAUAAUUGAAGUGUUCGACUAGAUUGGGAGUAAUUUUUAAUAGUUUAAUCAGAAGAUUAUUGAGGGUGGAAUAUUUGAAAGAAUCAAACCUUAAGAAUAAAGAAUUCUAUUAGUAGAUGAUCAAUAUUUUAAUGGAAAUAACUAUUUAAAAAAGAUAAUCUUUUUGGAAGGUUCCUCAUUUUUACUUUAGGGGUGGGUAAAAUUAAGCGAAUAAGUCGAAGAUUAUGGAUUUAUACUUGCAAGUAUAAGCUAUUCAUAAUUGCAAUACUCCAAUGUCUACCCAGGAGAUGAAAUCUUAUCACUACAGUAUCAAAUUUCAACCAGUGGUCAAUUAAGCACAUAAUUCACUAUAAAUACUUAACUUAACUAAAAUCCAAACAUUUACAAACCUUAUUUUUAUUGCGGAUACGAAGCUGGUAUCUAUGGAGGACAACCUUAAGUGUAUCAUCAAUUAAUAUCUUGGCAUUAUCUAUAAUUUCAGUUAGGAAAUAAGGAUUAUACAUCAUCUAUUCAUCUCUACUUUUCUUAUGAUUAAACUUUUGUAGGAGGGAAUUUUUAACCUAAUUUUUAGCCUUACUAAUUUUCCAAUGUUAAUGCGAGUAUCUAAAUAGCAGGAAUUAAUAAAUACAGAACCUUCAUGAAUGGCUAGAUGGCAAAAUUAGAAUUUAUUCAUAGCUAUCAAGGGUUAAAACCAUUUAUUUUAAAUUGCCAUCCUACUUGCUUUGGCUGUGUCGGUCCUUAUGAGAACUAAUGUUUGUCUUGCAAUCCUAUCUAUAAUAGAGUAUUCUUGCCCUUUAAAAACUUAUGUGCUUGUGGUAUUGGAUACAUAGAAUCAUUGGACAGCCUGGAUUGCAUAUCGAUUGUACAAAAUUAUCAAACUGCUGUGAUUUUCUUACAAAAAGAAAAUGAAAAUGAUGCAAUAAAAUGCUAGUUAGGAUAUUUUGAAUUUAUGAAUUCAUGUUAUCCAUGCCCAUUUGGAAAAUUACAGCUUAAUUGUUUAGAUUGCAUAAAUAAUUAAAAGGAAUGGUUCAAAAACCCAAUGUGUAAUUGGGAUUUCAAUUAAAUUUAUUUUUCUUUUAGAUAAGCUCAAAGGGAGUAAGAAUUUCUAGAUUUGUAUCUGAUCAAUUAACCAUUUUCAAUGUAAUUAUGCGAUGGAUGUGCAGGGUUUUGUACUCCUAUUGAAUCUGAAUGUAAUAAGCUAAUAGGAGCAUAACAUUUAGGCUAGUAUGUAUUUGUAAAAUGUAAAUCAAAUUUUAAAUUUAUUAAUGGAGCUUGUAAACUUAAUCCUCCUUUUUGUUCACAAUAGAAUGAAUAGGGAAUUUGUAUUGAAUGCCUUUCUUAAUAUUAUUUUGAUUUAGAUUAAUAAAAUUGUGUUGAAUGCCCACAAGAUUGUCAAAGAUGUCGUUAUGAUGAAACAAUUAACAAAGUACAAUGUGAUAGCUGUUUGGAUGAGAGCUCUGUAAUUGUAAAUGGAGGGUGUUCAAGGUGUGGUUUGAAUUGCAAAACUUGUUAGAUUGAUUUCAAUCUUAAGAAAAAAGAAUACUUCCUAAGAUGCUUAGAAUGCAUAGAUAUGAAUAAAUACUAUAUAAUGUUCAAUGCAAUAGAUUGUUUAGAAAUUAAAAUUGAUUAUUGUUUAUAUGGCUAUCAAUAUUUAGAGACUGAUCAUUCAAUAACUACUAUGGAUAUAUUUUUUGAACCUCAAGACUUUGAUGAAAAUGUGAGGGUUGGAUGUGCCAGAUGUAUGGAUGAUUAUUUUACAUACUCUCUCAUUACUAAUUAAUGUGUUUAUACUUUCUAUCAAUAUUAAAUGUGCAAGCAAUCUGUUUUUGAUUAUAGCGGCACAUAUAUUUGCCUAAUCAUUUACAAUCAAGUUCUUAUCAAUUAGAAAAUAUAUGAAUAAUUUCUUUACUGCCCAUUAAUUGAUAAAUGUAUAUUGUGUCUCAAAAUCAAUGAUAUUAAUCAGGUUUGUUUGGAAUGUAAUUUUGGAUAUUAUGCCUCUUAUACCGGAGUCUGUAUCAAAUGUCCUACUGAACUUAAUUGUUUCAGGUGUACAUAGAAUUUAAAGUAAUAUAACGAUAAUUUUCGAAAAGAUCUUAGAGCAUUUUAUAAGUUUUUUGUUGAAGAAAGCAAUCAAAAUCACUUUUAUAAUGAUUAUAAUUAAAAAUUUUAGAAAGAAUAAUAUAUGGUAUAAUGCACUUAAUGUUUAGAAAAUUAUGAGUUGUAUAAUGGAAAAUGUAUAAAAUCAUGUCCUUAAUAUUGUGAAUCAUGUAUUAAAAUUAAUGAUGAAAACGUAUGUCAAUCUUGCCCUUUUACUUAUUUGGGCAAGAUUCUUUCAGUAGUUGAUGAUAAUUGUUUGGAAUGUCCCACCUAUUGCUAAAUUUGCAUUAAAAGAAGCUAAUCAGAGGUAGCUGCUAUAAAUCCUUAUUAUACAAGCUAAUCUCAAAUAUAUUAGAAUAUCUGUAUUAAAGGAUUUUCAUACUUAUAUUUUUAUGAUGAAGAUCUUUAGAGUUUUUAAGACUGCAGUUCUAACCCUCAUCAAUAAAAAUGCUUUAAAUCGAUAACAAUAGAUGUCAAAAUAUACUGCUAAGAUGAUUUUGUUUCUUAUAAAAAUUAAAUAAACAUAAAAGAUUUAUUCUCUUCCAACAGUGAAAUAGAUCAUCUAUCUUAUUUUGAAAAUGAAAAGCUUUAUUCUUAUGCAAAUAAAAAUACGGUUAAAGAAUUAAUUUAUAAUUUUGAAAUUGUUGAUGGUCUUGAACAUUCUUGUAAAAUUCCUCAGGAAGGAUAAUUUUAAUAAAGUAUGAGCAAAAAUGUGUUUUCCGCAAUCUUAAUUAAAUUGAAUUUCUACUCCUCAUAAUAGUCAGACCUUUUAAUAUUUGAAAAUUUUUAUUUGUUAGGCUUUACUGAAAUUAUCAUUUCUAAUAUAUCCUUUAUAUCAUCAUCUAAUCUCAUAGCUACGAUAAUUAUUGAUUCCAAAUUUAACCUAAAAACAACGUUUUAGAAUGUGAAUUUUGGAUCCCUGAAUAAAUAGUAAUAAAUUAUAAUUUUUGCGAGAAGUUAAUAAUCUAUUGAAUUUCGAGACAUUUAAAUUAUAAAUUUACUCUUAUCUGAAAUGAACUCUCAAUUUAUUUUAAUUAAAACUAAUUAACAACCAUCCUAAUUAACCUUAGAUAAUGUUAAAUUUAUAAAUUGUGAUUUUAUAAAUAUAAUCUUAUUUAACAUAUUAAAUUAAAACUCUAUCAAAAUCAACAUUUCAAACUUAAAAAUCACAAAUAUGGUUGUUAAAAACUCCACAUACAUUAAACUCUCUUUUUAUGGUCUAAAUAAUAUUUUGAUGCAAAAUUUGGAUUUAAAUUAAUUAAUUAUUGAUUCCACAAUAUUUUUUAAUCUUAAUUAUUUCUAUUAAAUUUAAGUGAAAUAAGCCCUCAUAUAAGAUUCAACCUUAAUAAAUACGAUUUUAUUUUCUCUAAAUAAUUUUAUUGAAAUAGAAGACAUUACUCUAUCUGGACUAACUCUCUAAUCCUAUAGUACUUUGUUUUAAGGUGGCAUUUCUUAUAUUAAUGAACCGCAGUUCAUUUUGGACAAGAUAAGUUUUAAUCUUAUCAAAUAUGAAAAAGAAGUUCCUUUAAUCUAUGUGAAUCAGGAAAACUAGUAACCAAUUUAAAUUUAACUUUUGAAUAUUUAAAUUUAGAACUCUUAAAUAACUUAAAUAGAAUUAUUAAAUGAAAUUGAUAUUUCAAAAAAUAAAAUUCUAUUGUCUUGUAACUUAAUAAAAAUCACUAACUUUUUAAUAAUAAGAGAAGAAGAUUUGCCAGAAAUAGCAAUACUGAAUUCAAUCGAAGUAAUUAUUGAUAAUUUGCAAAUAAUUAAAAGAAAAAGAGAAUAGUUUUUAAGUUUUAUCUGUUUAGAUUCUUCCAAAUUUUAAUAGGAAUAUUCUCUCAUCUCUUUUUUUGAAGUGAGAAAAAUUACUAUUCAAAACUCGAUUUUCUCAAAUAAUACUUUAUACAAUCAAGGAAUUAUACAAAUUAUAUAUGACCAAAAGAUGAAUUUAAUUUAAGAGAUUCUGUAAAAACUAAUUAUAAUCAAUCAGGUAAAGUUUGAAAGAAAUUUGCUUUUAAAGAAUCUUAAUUAAAAUUCGCUCGGACUUAUAAGUAUUAUCGAUUAAAACUAAAUUGUUAUUCAUUUCUCUUCAUUAAUAUUUCAAGGGAAUUUAUUGAAUGAAUUUUAGGAGGAAUCCUAAAUUGCAUCAUCUUUACUCAUAGUUGCAAUUGCUCCAAGAGGAUAUUUUUCUUUAAUUACUUCUUCCUUGGAGUAUAAUUUAAUAUUGAAUUCCACUGUUUCAUUACUUUACAUCAACACUCAAUAGUUAAACAUCGCUUAUACUCUUUUUAAUAAUAAUAAUGUAAUGAAUUACACAACAUUAAAUUAUUUUAUAAAAGAUCUUUCAACUUCUAUCACAUCAAUUUACACUCAAUCUGGCAAUGGAUACUUGAAAACAUCAUCUCUUGUAGUAAAUGAUGUGCAUUUGAAUACUUCAUAAGGAUUUUAUGGAGGAGGAUUUCAAAUAAGCAGUUAGAAUAUUUCUACGUUAACAAUACAGAAUUGCUAAUUUAGUAAUUUAUCUAACUUGAUUGAUAACUCUUUAUCCUAUGGAGCUGCCAUAUAUCUAGAAAUACAAUCAUAGGAAAUACUAAUGUAAUUCAUCAACAUUUCAGUGAGCUAAGUUUUCACGUAAAAUCUAGGCGGAUUUCUUUUUAUCAAAUCUUCAAUUUAUCAAAAAAUACAGAUUGAAUUUUAAAAUUCUUUUUUUAAAGAUAAUUAUGCAGAUUUAGGAUCAAUUCUAUAUUUUGAUAAUUCUAUCAAUUCAAAUGAAUAGCCUUGCAAGUUAAGUCUAAAGGAAAUAAUAGUUGAGUAAUCAGCUUAUUAAACAUACUUUGAAAACUUAAAAUUUGAUAAUUAAAAUUAGAUAGAUAAUACUUUAGCAAAAUAAAGGCAAUUAAUAAAUUUGAAAAUGUGUUCUAUUGAAUUUAAAAAUUCAUAUUUUGUAAAUCUAAUAUAAGAGGGCAUAAUAUCUGUGGAACAAUCCUCUGAAAUUAUUUUAGCUAAUCUAUUAGUUGACAAUGCAAACAUAGUUAAUCAAUAAUUAAUUAAUAUUGUAAGCUAUAGUGACAUUCAGUUAACAAAUAUAUAGGUGCUCAACACAUAAAACAAUUUUAACUAUAAGAGUAACAGAUAGAUCUGUAAACUUAGCUCUACUAAAAUUAAUGAUUGUACUUCAAUAUCAUAAAUGACAGAUUUCAUGAAACAGAUAGAAUGUUCCUAAGAAUUAUUGAUAUUUUCAUCCUAAUUAUCUGCAUCUACCCUAAUAAACAUUGUGCAAUAAAUUACAACGAAAUCAAUCUUUUUUAGAAACAUUACAUUUAUGAACAAUCAAAUAAAUGAACUAAUUAAUAUUAAUGCUUUAAUUAAAUAAUAAAAUGUAUCCUAAAUAGUUAUGGAUACACUCUUCAGUCAUUCAAAUUUAUGUUUAAACUCUUGCAUAACUAUACAACCAAUAUCAUAUUAGCCAGAUGAGAAGAUAGUGUCAAAAGAUAUAUUAAUAUCAAACUAUUAUUGCUUAGAGAAUACAGCCUUAUAAGGAUGUUGUUUGAAUACUUAUGAAUUUUCAAUAACUGUUUUAAGGUCAAAUUUUAUUAAUAACACAGCAAAAUACAAAGGAGGAGCUGUCUACUAUGAAGGCAAGAGUAUAGUCUUUAAACAGUCUUAAAUUUAUUACAAUAAAGCUGAAUAAGGUGGAGGAGUCUUUACAAAUAUUUAGUUGCCUAUAUUCAUAGAGCACGAAACCUUUAAGGCAAACCAAGCUAGCUAUUUUGGAAAUGACAUUGUUGAAAUUCCAUCAAAAUUAGGAAUUACUGUUGACAAUUAUAGGAAUAUCUUAUUCCCUACAGAUUUGAUGAAUAAUUAAUCAAUUCAAUUAGAUUAAAUAAAGAUUCAAAAUUAUUCUAUGUUUGAUGGAAGCAUUACUAGUUACAUAUACUUUCCAUCAGGAUAAUAAAUUGGUUAGUACUAGUAUUUUGAUCAGAAAUUGAAUAAAUAUAUAAAUGCCAAUUAAACUUUGAGGGUUGUUGCUUUGAAUAGAUAAAAUGAUAUAAUGAGAAAUCUAAGCAAUUUCUACUGCACAAUAUUUAGUGAUGAUUCUUAAAUCUAAAUCAAAGUUAAAUUCAAUGAAUCUUCUUAAGAUUUUGAUUUUGAUGAUCAAAUUUUUACUUUCACACCAUACACUGAGUAACCUUUAUUAUUAAAAAUCAAAUGCAAUUGUAUUAAAGUCUUAAGUAACACCAUAACUAAUUCAUAAAAUUACUAACUCCAAUUCCAAGUCAAGACUUUCACUUGUAAAAUAGGAGAAAUCUUUGAUCGUGAUCAAUGUAAGGCUUGUGACUACACUUAAGAUUUAUAUUCUGUAAUAAUCAAAUCUAUUAAAUGUUCAAAAAGAAACGAACUUACAACAUCUUCAGUAACAUCAGGAUAAUUGAAACUCAGAUAAGGUUUCUGGAGAUACCAUUAGAAUUCAGAUGAUAUUUUGUAAUGCUCCUAUUCGUAGACUAAAUGCAAAGGAGGUUGGGAAACAGGAGAUGCUAGUUGUGAAAUUGGAUAUGUAGGAGCAUUAUGUGAACAGUGUGAUAUUUAUGGUACUAGAGGCUCAGAAAAAUUUUAGAAUUUGUUUAAGUAUUCUUGUCAAUAAUGCUCAAGUUAGAGAUAUACAAUCUUCUAUUACAUAAUCUUAAACAUAUGGAAUAUUUUAGCCAUUGGAAUAACCGCUUUUUGUAUAAAGAGUGAUUUUAACAAGUUGUUUAGAGUAUUCUGGUUUUCAACUAUUAGUUGCAAUAAGAUAUUUCUUCAUUAUUUUUAGAUAAUAUUCUAUUUGACUAUGUUGCAAUUGAAUAUUCCCAUUCAAUUAUCUUCGAUUAUAAACUUUUUAGGAAAUCCUACAGAGUCAAUAUCCUUUUCAUUAGAUUGUGUAUGGUCUAAUUAUGAAGCUACUUUCAAUAUCAUUUAUAUUAGAGCCAUAAUUUAAAUAUUUUCACCAAUCCUCUAUUUGAUAAUUAUUGGUGUGUUCAUAUUAUUUGUAUUUAGAACAGAAAGUGAAACUCGGCAUCAUUUAAUUUUCAAUUCUCUAUAAUAUUGCAAACUCUAUUAUUCUCCAAGUAUAUUCUCCUGUUUGAUCUCUUUAAUCUCAUAUAGAGUAAUAGGAGGGAAAAAGUGGGUUCUUGCUGAUGUCACAUAUAUAUUUGAUUCACAAGAACAUUAUUUAUGGAUUUUGCAAUUCAUUAUUCCAAUAUUUAUAUUAUUUCUUAUCAUAUUGGUAUUGGACUUUGUCGCAAUAUUUUAGAGAAAAUAAUAAUUAACACUUUUAAAAACGAAAAUGAUGUUUGGUUAUUUGUACUUAAAUUAUAAAAGUAAAUAUUAUUAUUGGGAGUAUUGCAAAUUAAUAUAAAAAUUCUUAUUGGUAAUUGUGCUAUUGUAGUUCCAGGAUUAAAUAGUCUGGAAAGCAACCUUUGUAGUUUUAAUAAUAAUCGUCUAUUAACAAUUAGUAGAAAAGUUUCAACCUUAUAAAGCAUCCUUAUUUAACAAUUUAGAAAGUCAUAUGCAUAUCGUUUGCCUUACUACAAUUAUUUUUAGCAUUUUAGUUGUUUAAAGUGAACAAUACAAUUUGAAAUUCAUUGAAAUCUGCAGUUAUGUCUUUUUAAUAGCAAUAAAUGCACAAUUUUUGCUGUACCUGACCAAACUUGUGAUUAAGCUAAAUUCUUCAUAAGCGGAGAAAAUUAUAGACAAUAUAAAUUCAAAAUUAACAUCAUUAUUCCCUAUAUUAAAAUCGUAAAAGAUUGUCAAGUGCUUUAAUUACAAAAGAACUAAGAAAAGUGCUUAAAUAAGAAAGAGGUUCUAGAAUCUUGCAAGAUCAGUUAUGGAACUUGUAAAAAAUAAGGGUCCAACAACAAAGAAAUAGGAGAAGGGUAAUAGAGUGUCUAUUCGAUAUUUCUAAUAAGACUAUGAUACUGGAUAAUAGUUGACAAUCACAAAUACAAAUAUACCACAAGUAAGUGACAAUUAAAAAAUGCUAAAAACACAUACUGAAUUCAUGUAAGAUGAUGAAGGAUUAGAAACUUUUACAAUCAAUAAAUAGAUUGCUAAACCAAGACUUUGA